AUUGAAAAUUACGACAAAACGCAACACAUCUUAACUUGAUACGACAUUCCACCUUGGCAGUUCCUUCUUCUUCUUCAUCAGCCACCAUCACCACAACACAACCAUAACCUCUUUUUCUUUUUCCAUUCUCAUCCAUUCCCUCACUCAAAAAUCAUCAAAAAGUGAAGAGUUUUGGUUUUCUUUGAGAGAAGAAAGUGAGGGAAAAUGGAAAUGAUGCUUUCUCGAUUACCUUAUCAUGAUUCUCUCAAACUACUGGAGGCUGAUAUUCACCAUGCCAAUGCUUUGGCUGCUGCGAUUCCAAGAGCAAAGGGUGGAAGUGUUUUCCAAAUGAAAUUGGUUUACAGUCAUUUGGCUCCUCUUUUUCUGUUGUUGUUACAGUGGAUGGAUUGUUCUUGUUCAUGUUUUCUACAUAGGUAUCUCAACCUCUUCCACAUAAUUAUAUACAAGGUACACAAUGAUGGAAGACCGAGUAUAACUUCUCGUGGAAGGAAAGCAACCAUUCAGGAAUUUUAUGCUGUUAUAUUGCCGUCUCUUCAGCGGCUUCAUGGUAGUUUGGAGAAGUUGGAGAUUUGUACGAAAGGGCACUCUAGCUUAGACAGUUCGAGUUAUGGCAAGAAGAUGAUCGAAGCAAAUGCGAAACUGAAUAACGUUGAUUUGGAAAGAGAAGAUGAAUGUGGGAUUUGCUUAGAACCAUGCACCAAAAUGGUUUUGCCUAAUUGCUGUCAUGCUAUGUGCAUCAAAUGCUACCGCAAAUGGAACACAAAAUCAGAAUCUUGUCCGUUUUGUCGUGGGAGCAUAAGAAGAGUUAAUUCUGAGGAUCUAUGGGUUCUCACUUGUAAUGAAGACGUAGUUGAUACCGAAACAGUUUCAAAAGAGGAUUUGUUGCGAUUCUACCUUUAUAUCAACAGCUUACCUAAAGAUUACCCAGAUGCGCUUUUCUUAAUGUAUUACGAAUACCUGAUUUGAAUUUUUUUAAUUAAUGAGAAAAAAUGUACAGAUUGGGAAAUCCAGGCUGCAAAUGUGAAUAGAGUCUGGCUAGAAAUUUCCCUAAUCAUGUCAGGCAUGGCUUUUGCUAAGAUAGAUUUCUGGAAUUGUCCCAGAAUAACUACUUGGCCUAUAUAUCUCCUAUGUAGACAAUGUAGUCAUGUAGAGUUAUAUUAAAAUUAACUUUGAAGCC
This is a messenger RNA of Vicia villosa (hairy vetch), 1177 nucleotides long. Its product is annotated as E3 ubiquitin-protein ligase AIRP2-like. The transcript is spliced from 5 exons. NCBI's taxonomy places the organism in Eukaryota, Viridiplantae, Streptophyta, Magnoliopsida, Fabales, Fabaceae. The record is from RefSeq and is a predicted model, not a curated record. Gene Ontology annotation, biological process: protein ubiquitination. Bases 205 to 966 code for a protein of 253 amino acids. Gene Ontology annotation, molecular function: ubiquitin protein ligase activity.